Rhea pennata is the source of this 3055-nucleotide messenger RNA. It is a transcript of the gene DNAJC30, whose product is annotated as DnaJ heat shock protein family (Hsp40) member C30. The record is from RefSeq and is a predicted model, not a curated record. The transcript is spliced from 2 exons. Lineage: Eukaryota; Metazoa; Chordata; Aves; Rheiformes; Rheidae. The coding region runs from base 32 to 679 and encodes 215 amino acids.
UUGGCGGCGGCGCUGAGGCCGCGCGGCCGCCAUGGUGCCGGCGGCGCUGCGCUGCCGCCUGCGGCGCCUCCUGCCUGCGGCCGCCGCGGGGACCCCGCGGCCCGGCCGCGCCAUCGCGCAGUCCCACGGCGGGCAGGGCCGCGGCGGCGGCGCCCCGCGGGCGCGCCGCGACCUCUACGAGCUACUGGGUGUCCCGGCCACGGCCACGCAGGCGCAGAUCAAGACGGCCUACUACGAGCAGUCGUUCCGCUACCACCCGGACCGCAACGCCGGCAGCGCUGAGGCGGCCCAGCGCUUCGCCGCCAUCAGCGAGGCCUACGUGGUGCUGGGCAGCGCCGCGCUGCGCCGCAAGUACGACCGCGGCCUCCUCAGCCGCGAGGAGCUGCAGGGGGCCGCCAAGCCCUCGGGCCGCCAGGCACCGCCUGCCUCGGCACCGCCGCGGCGCCCCUCUGCCACGGCCGCCGGCCGCCGCGGACCGCUGCCGCCACCCUUCGACUUCGACGCCUUCUACCGUGCGCACUACGGGGAGCUGCUGGAGCGGGAGCAGGCGCUGCGGGCCCGCCGUGAGCAGCUGCGCCUCCGCCGUGAGGAGGCUGCAGCCCGCGGCCGCUUCCUGCCUGACCUCUCCGUCGGGCUCAUCUUGCUCCUGGGCUUUGCCCUGCUCUAUGGCCUCAAGUAGUGGUGGGGCUGGCCCCCGCAGAGAGCUCUGGGAGCUGCCGAUCUGGCCUCACUACUGUGGCAGGCAUGGAGCGUGACCACUGGGCACGGCUGUGACAUCUCCUCUGCAGUGUAACAGAUGCAGUGUGUGGUGCUCUGCAGGCUGCAGUGUGUCCCCUCUGCCAGCGUGACCUUCAGACAUCAGAUGUGAGCAAUGGGCAGUGAGUGGCUGUGAUGUGGCCCUUCCACCAGUGUGACCUUCAGACAACAUAGGUGACCAGCAGGCACAACUUUAUGGCUAUGAUGUGUCCCCCCACAAGUGUCACCUGUGUAUGACCGGCAGGUACUGCACAGGGGUUCUGCUCUAUAGCCUGUCAUGUGCCCCAUCUGCAAGUACAACCUCAGAAAUAGUGCACGAUAUGCAAACAUGGUUCAUGGACUCUCCUUCACAGACUCUGACUGUGUCCCCACUGCUGUCUGAUCCUGGCAGGAACCAUGCACUUGUGCUCUUGAGGGAGGGUGGAGAUUAAAUGGUUGCCAACAGUAUUUGUAUGCUCUGUGUCUUCAUAGGUGAUGCUCUCACUCAUCCUGAGUAAUGGCUGUUUAGUUUUCCAAAAUCUAUCACAGAGCCCCGCCACCUCAAUGCUUUCACACUUGUUACUACCACAUCUGCGGGGAGUUUCAGGAGCACUACUCUCCAGACUGCAUUACUGCUUUUGUCUGUCCCUCUUCAGGGCUUUGCUCCCUGGUGAAUGCAGAGGUCUCAUGUUCAGCCAUCAUUCCUGGAAGAGUGAAGCUUGGGCGGAUGGCUGCCUAUGUCCUGGUCAGCAUGUCCUGGUCAGCACCUACCACCUGCUUCUCCUUGGAGAUGCUGCGCAAGACACUACUAUGUUCAGAACAGCUUGUCCUGUCUAGUGUUUGACAGGAACUUUGCACAAGACCAUCUUAUGCAGGCCAUAAUGGCUUGAAGUGGCACAUUUCUGGGUACAGAGUGGCAUUAUUUGUGUUUUAUGUGUGUUUAAGCAUUAUUUGCACUUAGAAUAUUUGCCCGUUUAAGUACUGAAGUGCUUUAGGAACUAAAGAUUAUGUUCUUAGAGCUUCUGUCUCUCUUUGGGUGAAGACUUCACCUAUGUUAUAUUUAUAUUAUGUGGAGUGAGUGAAAGCUUGCUAUAACAUAGGACUGCAAGUCUUAGUGUGCCAAAGACUUCACAUGUGUUUAUUUGCACUGGAUUUGCUGGGCCUGGCUGGCAGAUGUCUGCACAGAAGCCAAGCUGCUGUCUGUCAUUACAGUGAUCCUGGGUUAUGUUUUCUCCCAACAUAGAUGUGUUUAAAAACAAAAGUCUUGUGUAUUCCAGUUGCUGAGUUCUGUGAUGUUGCAACAAGCUUAAGGCAGUAGCAUAGCCGAGCCUGUAGUAUGUACUGAUAUAGAAUGUAUGGUGGUAUGUAGCAGAUACAGGAGAAUUUUCAGCUGGGUUCUUGAGAACUGCUUCUGGAGAGAAUUAUACCACUUCCAACUACAGGCUCCAGAGACUACUUUGUGUUUGGAGCAAACUUGGCUCAGGGGCAGAAAGAGAGCUUUCCAGGACCCCCUCUGGUUGUCCAUCUACCCCUGUAUGAGGGAUUCUAGUUCUGAAAUGUCAGCUUGUCAGCACAAGGAGUCUGGCCUUCUAGGUUGUUGGAUAUGGAGUGAAAGACUCCAGAAUUGUGGCUCUGUGUCACACUGAUGCUCUUUCAUGCCGUAAACAAAGUCAAUUGAAAGAUCAGAGGCUGCUCCCCAUACACGGUUUGGCAGGUAACAUUCUCUUCCAAACUGGAAGAAUUAGAGAAGUCCAUGGGAAGUGGGUGUGCCUUACAUGGGAACACCUCUCUAAUUCCCACUAUGAUGGCCUGUGAGUUUUUAAAACAGCCCUGCCAAAGGCUGGGGGAGUGGGGAGAAGAGGCAAUGUGUGUUCCCUGGGUUGAUCUUUCUUUAAUACAUAUGUAGCGAUGAGGACCAGAAGGUAUAGGCUGUUCCUACAGGCAGGCCCCAUAUCCAGCUGCAAGCACCUGCUGGCAAAGAGAGGGUCUGGUGUCAUGCAGUGCUGAGCAGUUGGCAGGAUGCUGUGGUGUUCCCCUCUUGACCUGGAGCAGGAGGAAACAUGGCUAGUUGCUGUGCUGCCCUACAUUGUUCUGCCUUAACUCUGAGAAAGGAGAUGAGCUGUUCCAGUAAGCCACGUGACUCUUCUGCUCUGUGUUUGAUGCUUGUGUCUGAAAUGUAGGGUGUGAAGUACCCAGGAUGAACUGAUCUGUGUGCCUUAGAAUGGAUGGUUUGGGCAAUGGAAUAUUACUGGUUCUUCCUCAGGUCUCCCUGACAGAUCUUGAACAUUAAAGUUAUCCAUCUCAUAAACUGUUAAUGAAA